Molecule: messenger RNA, 627 nt
Organism: Ramularia collo-cygni
Lineage: Eukaryota; Fungi; Ascomycota; Dothideomycetes; Mycosphaerellales; Mycosphaerellaceae
Exons: 1
Coding region: 1-627 (208 amino acids)
Source: RefSeq, a predicted model, not a curated record
AUGGGCUCAUCAGGAUCAAAAGCAGCCCGAGCAGCAGGCUCUACAGCUCGUCAAUAUCCCACAAGAGCUCCAACCACGUCCUCGACGUCAGCGCCAGCAGCCACGUCCAAUGCGCCGCCACAAGCACCACCCGCAGCAACACGAUCAUCAUCCGGUCCAACAGUUCGACCCACUCCCCAUGCAAGCGGUUCCCGCGACGAAGCAAUCAACUUAGAUGCUUCAGACCCGGAUUUCGCCCAGUCGCUACGUACUCUAGGACCUGUACAACCCAACCCAACAAUGUCGCCCACAUCCGCCUUCCAAAACGGUCAAGGCGUACAACGCAAUACACCAGACCUUCGCAAAAACCCCGCGAUCAUGGUCCUCUCCGCACGUUCGCGCCUGCAAGACGAAGCAGACGCGGAGUUUGAAGAAGGUGGCAGGCGCGGACACGUCGGCAGGCAGUAUUUGGAUGUCUACACCAUCAGACAGAUUUUACAGAUGCGUGAUCAAAGAAAGCAGUCUGCCGCGGAGAUUGAGAAGACUCUGGGAUUGAAGGAAGGUGUGGUUGCGAGGCUUGGUGGGCCUGGUGUUGUGGCCAUGGCUUAUGACACGGGUCGAGCACAGCAGGAGAUCAAUAUGGUUUGA